AUGGUACUGUCCAAACCUUUGCGAUCUCUCUUGUUAGGGAGGAAUCCUUUAAUUAAAACUCUCUCUUCCUAUUCUGAAAACCAUCAUAAUGGAUCGAAAAAUGAAUACGCUAACUAUAACAGUAUAAAUGCAAAAACACUUCCUAUCCUAGCUGGAGCUAGUUUACUUGGAGCUUACUAUCUUUAUGAUAAGACUAGAACUAUUCACGCUGAUGCUAGCCAUCAAAUUAAUAACGUCUCUCUAGAUCGUCCUAGACGGCCUGAGUUACCGAUUUACCGUAGCGAUGAUGUUAAAAAACAUGGAAAAUCUUCCGAGAGGAUUUGGGUUACGUUUAUGGAUGGUGUGUAUGAUGUCACGGACUUUGUAAUAUCUCAUCCUGGUGGAGAUAAAAUUUUGCUAGCUGCUGGGGGACCAGUUGAUCCAUUCUGGGCCUUAUAUGCCCAACAUAAAACAGCAGAGGUGUUCGAAAUUCUGGAAUCAUUACGGAUUGGUACUCUUCACCCAGAUGACUUGAGUAAUUCGAAAGAAGUUGAUGCAUCUGAUCCUUUCUCUACUGAUCCUAUUCGUCACCCUGCGCUUGUUGUGAACAAUGAAAAACCUUUUAAUGCUGAGGGUCCACCGUCGCUUAUUACUGAUUCUUUCUAUACUCCAAACGAGCUAUUUUUUGUGCGUAAUCAUUUACCCGUUCCAAAGACUGACAAAGAUUCCCAUAUCUUGAAUAUAGAGGGGAUUGGCUUCAACAAACCCCUCACAAUGUCCAUAAAAGAUCUCCAGAGCAAAUACGAAGAAGUAACCAUAGUUUCAGUCGUUCAAUGUGCUGGAAAUCGACGAGCUGAAAUGAAUGAAUACAAAAAAGUAGCUGGUCUUAUGUGGAAAGGCACUGCUAUAGGUAAUGCUAAAUGGACCGGCGUUCGUCUACGAGAUGUUUUGAUAGCGCAUGGUGUUGAUCCCAACAGCAAAUCUAUUAAGCAUGUUCAUAUGGAAGGUGCAGAUAAAGAUCCAACAGGCACACCGUACGGAGCUUCGAUUCCUUUUGAAAAGGCUAUGAGUCCUGAAACAGUUAUAGCCUACAGAAUGAAUGAUGUUGACAUUCCUGCAGAUCAUGGAGCUCCUCUGAGAUUGAUUGUGCCCGGAAAUGUCGGUGCUAGACAAGUUAAAUGGCUAACAAUGAUACGGUUAAGCGACGUGGAAAGUCCAAGUCACUGGCAGAGAAAGGAUUACAGAGUUUUCUCUCCACAUGUCCAAAUGGGAGACGAGUUAGACUGGGAUAAGGUUCAUUCUAUUCAAGAGUACCCAAUACAAUGCACAUUCUGUGUUCCGAGUACUCCUAUAACUAUUAGUCGAGAGGAGGAGUAUGUUGAUGUUUCCGGUUACGCAUGGAGUGGAGGUGGUCGUGGAAUCAUCCGAGUCGAAGUUUCUGGCGAUGGAGGCGAAACUUGGCAGAGUGCAGAGUUAGAGCAGGAGCCAUCACAGGACGCUGAACACAUGUGGGCCUGGACUCUCUUCAAAGCAUCAGUUAAAAUUCCCCAGGAUGGAUCCAAAAUGAUGUUAGUAGCAAAGGCGACGGACAGAUCGUAUAAUACUCAGCCGGAAACGCCGGUAGGCAUUUGGAACGUACGAGGUCUCCUACACAACGCUUGGCCUAGAAUCGAAGUAACGGUUACAGAUGAAUGA
Auanema sp. JU1783 is the source of this 1674-nucleotide messenger RNA. Lineage: Eukaryota; Metazoa; Nematoda; Chromadorea; Rhabditida; Rhabditidae. The record is from the annotation of a GenBank genome assembly.